Molecule: messenger RNA, 1358 nt
Organism: Owenia fusiformis
Lineage: Eukaryota; Metazoa; Annelida; Polychaeta; Sabellida; Oweniidae
Source: the annotation of a GenBank genome assembly
AGUUAACCUAGAGUCGAUGCUCAAACUAUGUAACAUUUAGAAUGUAUUGCGUUUGACAUAGGGCAUUCAAGCAGGCAAAGCAAGCGACAAUGGCAGCUUACCUAAUUUUGCUACUAACAGCGAUUGCACUGGAUGUAGUUAAAGUCAUAGAUGGAUCCCUCACGCAGCGAAAACUUGACUACAUUGCUGACAAUCUAGAUAUCACAUAUGAAGUUGUCAGUAACUUCAAGCCUAAUGAUGCCACUUAUACAGGAAAAAUCACCCUGACGAAUUCUGGCCAAAAGGUUAUCACCAAUGAUGCAUGGGCCAUAUACUUUUGCCAUAUAAAGUUAAUAAAAGAGUCAAAAAUAUAUCAUGGCAAUUACAUAGACGACCCGUAUGGAUACACUGACCCCAAUACUGGUGCAAAAUGGUCCCAUGUAAAUGGUUGUUUGUUUAAACUCGAACCAACUACCACAUUUAAGAAUAUCGCUGUUGGUGACUCGCGUGAAAUUUCGUUCAUUGCUGGAGAGUGGAUGGUUUCUCGAAGUGAUGUUAUGCCCAACUGGUAUGUGGCAGCGGAUGGUCUUGAGCCCCGUACGAUUCAAAGUACAGUCUCCGAAGAUCUUGACUUUGUGUCUGCAUUUGAUUCGAUUGAGAAAUGGAAACGAUACGAAAGUGACAAGUAUGAUCCCUAUACCCCCGAAAAGCGAUUCACUAUCAAUGCUGUCCAAGAUGAUAUUGGUGCUGCUCAACACUUAGUUCUCCCAACACCUGUCAAAGUAGAGGUAGAUGCCACAUCGACUGUUUCCAUAUCAACUGGAGACUGGGCCAUAGUGAUAAAGGAUAAUUUGCACCAAGAAGCUAAAUAUCUAUCAGAAAAACUGCCAAUGGGAACAACUACAGUUACUCCAAGCUCUAAGUAUGUGCUGCUUCAAGUGAACACAAACUUGCUUGUGGAUGGCCAAACCAACAGUAACAGUGAAGCUUACACACUUGUAGUUGACACAAGUAGCCAGGUGAUUACCCUAGAGGGCAAGAGUCCUACAGGUGUAUUCUGGGCUGUCCAGUCGCUUAUAAGUAUCCACGAUGGUUCCAAUGGGAGUAUUCCUGCUGUGACACUCAGUGAUCAACCUAGAUAUAACUACAGAGGUAUGCAUUUUGAUGUGGCUAGGAACUUCCACAGUAAAGAAAGCAUAAUGAGACUCAUCGAUGGCAUGUCCCUUUAUAAGAUGAACAAACUCCACAUUCACCUAACUGAUGAUGAAGGAUGGAGACUCGAGAUUCAGGGCCUUCCAGAACUCACAGAGGUAAAUACAAAUGUACGGUGUUCAGAACUCUUUAGUUUUCUCCUCAUAUACGUAGAUAGUGCUUUGUAA